UUUUCCGGGACCAAGCUUUUUGAGCUUCUGAUUGGCUUUCCAGGGAAAGGGGAUGGUAUGAUUGACGGCGCUCAAAAUGGCGGCGCCCAUGGUUAUUCCUGAUACCGAAAGAGUUCGAAAAGCUGUGACCUUGAUCAAUGCUCUGGAUACAGGCAGAUUCUCCCGCCUUCUCUCCCGCAUUCUUCAGAAGCUUCACAUAAAGACAGAGAGUACUUUCACAGAAGAAGAGGAAGAAAAACUUCAAGCUGCAUUCUCAAUAGAAAAACAAGACCUUCAUCUUGUACUUGAAACCAUAACAUUCAUUUUGGAACAGGCCAUAUAUCACAACUUGAAACAGACUGUUUUGCAACAGCAGCUGCAGCAUUCUAACUUGAGUCAUGAUAAAAUAGAAGUAUUUGUUACCACAUGGGCAGUUGCAGGUCCAGAAAUUGUGGAAAAGUUUAGACAAAGAAUUUUGUCACCACAUAAGCUUGAGACAGUUGGAUGGCAACUUAACCUUCAGAUGGGUCAGUCCAUGCAGGCAAAACAGAAAUCUCCUCAAGCUGUAUUAGAACUUGGAGUAAGCAGCGAAGAUUCAAAGAAUGUGGAGAAAAUAUUUGUGGAAUUCAAUCAUAAAGAACUGUUUGAGUUCUAUAACAAGUUAGAAACAAUACAAAUGCAGCUGGAUUCGCUGACAUGAUACUAUCUGAAGACUAAUUUCUCCAUUACAUUCCAACUGUUUUGAUACUGAAGAUAAAAUGGCUGAAUAUAUUUGCUGAAAUACUCAAUGGAUGGUUCUCAAUAAAUGAUUUAAGUUUCUUUGAUCAUUCACAUUAGGUAAAUGAAAUAACUGUUAAGAAAGUUUUGGCUACAUGGUAUCCAACUUUAAGUGAAGCAAUGUACUAUAUUAUUGUGCAGACUUUUGAAUUAUGAAGUCUGCAGUUUUUGUUUUGCAUUUGCAUUGUGGAUGGCAGUUUAUGUAAUACUAUAGCAUAAUAAACUGCAUGUAAUCAUUAUCCAAAGUAUGCUUAAACAGUAAAAAAUAUAAUUAAAUUGCUAAAACAUUGGCUCCAAUACUGAUGUAUUUUACCUAUAAAAACAACACUACAAAUACUCUUAACUUUGGACUAUUUUAGUUUAUUACUUAAUGCUUUUAUAUUUGCUGCCAGAUUUUCCAACUAUGACAAAUAGCAAGGUCUUCUUGUUUUUGAAUGCUUCAGUGAUGCUAAAACACUUUAAAGGACAAUUGCCCUCUCAUGCAUCAAAAAGAGAAUAAUGAGAAUUUCUUAACAAAUUCAGUUGUUUACUGGAUGAACAUUUUACCACCAAGGUUUGAUUUUAUAGAUUCCCUGCUGGAAAGAAAUUAAAAUUAAAUUAAAAUAAAAAAACAAGGCCCUUUUUAGUCAAUCCAAAGCAGCAAGGACAAGGUCCAGUGCUGCAAUGACGGCGGAAAUGGUUGUCGAUGCAGGUUGUUGAUGUGCUUUUUAGGGUACCUUAAUGGUAAGAAGCCGAUGAGUUAUAAUGCACACAUUACAUUACUAAUUGGAAAAACUAUGGAUAAUCUUUUACGUUUCCUAGCUUUCCCUAGGUCUCGUUUUCAUUCAAAAACUACCUGCUGGGUGCACAAAUAAGUGCAUUUAACAAUGCCAAUUAACCUGGCAGAAGGUUAAAAGUCUCUGCCAAGUGUCCUUGUGUAAUAAUUAAUUGACUUUGCUGUGGUACAUCUGGGAUAACAUACUUCGAAUAGGAUUGAGCAAGUCUCAGAAAUAAUAUGGAAAUAUAUUGGGCCUCAGGUGAACACAGCAGCACUUUUCUGGUAUUCAUUUAGGGGACUCACUUUUUCAAGCAUCCCUUAACUAAACCAGUAAAAGGAAAAUGCUUUAAAAAAAAUUUUUUACCCACAAACUCAAGUAGUUUAUUAUGGUUGUGCAGUUUACUUGGAGAGAUGCUUAAUUGAACAAUGCCAGAAACAAAAUGCCAUUCCAGUAUAAAGUGGACCCAACAGAAGGAUUAACUUCACCUCUUUGUUACAAAAGCCAUCAUGUGGAGGAAACUCCCUCCAGAUCAGUGACAGAGUGAUGGUAACAAAUACAGCAGAAUGCUUUGUACUAGGAAUUGAAGGCUCUCCCUGUGAACAAGGAGCUUUGGCAUACACACAAGCGGACAAUCAAAGCCAGUGGAGAAGCUUCCCAGCUGCAGUGAUCAGGCUUCUAGCACAAGAACAAGGGGUCAUGAAAGCUAAGAAGUAUUUUUUCUCUUCAGUGCAGUGAGCUAUUUUCUUCUGGUCCUUUCUUUAGCCAUCACAGUACAUGGCAGAGCCCAUUGGACAGAGAG
Messenger RNA from Thamnophis elegans (Western terrestrial garter snake), 2313 nucleotides. RefSeq names its product COMM domain containing 10 (gene COMMD10). The record is from RefSeq and is a predicted model, not a curated record. Lineage: Eukaryota; Metazoa; Chordata; Lepidosauria; Squamata; Natricidae. The transcript has 7 exons. Bases 77 to 679 code for a protein of 200 amino acids.